AUGACGAAUCAGAACAGCAUCGCGAGCAAUCCCGCUUGGCAGGCAUUGAUCAAACGAUUGGAAGGGCUGAAAAGCUUCAGAAUUCAUACUGGAAACAUCAACAAUUAUGUGGAAUUGAAGCUGAAAAGGUUCCAGAACUCGGCUGAGGAACUGGUGGCAUGUUUGGACCUACAAUUUGCUGAUCUCAAGGCUGAUAUUGAUGUUACGUAAGUUGUUUAAUUUUUUUGUUUGACUUUUUAGGUGAACCAAGGUGAAUAAGGGAGAUUAUGUUAACCAAAAAGAAUCAUUUUUAUAUUCUAUGGUUUGAAAUGUUGAUUUGGCCGGAAAGGGUUCUUUUUCGACUUUUUCAUUAAUUUUUACCUAAAAUAAGGUAAUUUUUAGCGACAAUAACAUGCUGCUCCUGACGAAUCGCGGCGAGAAGGACACGGUGUACGAACGAGACGAUCUCAAGAUCACAUUGAAAGUAUUCCUCUCCGAAUUCGAUCUCCAACAACUUCACGACGCCGUGGACGGAGUGAUCGCCCAGCUGAAGACGGACAACAUCGAACAAUUGAUUGUGUCGUUCCCAUCUUCGGAGAGCGCCAAGAUUGAUGAGCACACCGAGUUGGAUGAGGUGUGGUUUGGCAAGGUUUUGGAGGCCUGGAACAGAAUCGAUCAGGAAUUGGUUCAAACGAACAAAGUUGUCAGUGUUGGGGUAGCGGACUUCGAACUCCCCGCUCUGAAGGCUCUCCACGAAAGAAGCGACAACAAACCAUGUGUGGAUCACUAUAAUAUCGAAGGUUGUUGUGUGGUAAGUGGUUUAGUGUAUUUUGUUUUUGGAUUUAGGUGACAUUUUAUACGAUGAAACAUGCUUUUGUAACACAUGUGAAAGUCAUGAAAAAUCGAAUGUAUUUCUGUCAUGUUUUGGUUUAAAAUGAUCUUGAAUGAAAUUUAAGGUCCCACCAGAGCUCCAAGCCUUCGCUAAACAGUAUGAUAUCCAACUUCUCACUCAUAAUGACCCUGAUCCAUUCCCAUUGAAAGAAGUUUUCCGAACUUUUUGUGAUCUCUCCGAAACUGCGCCUGUUUGUAAUGUCUGCUUUGAGCCAACAUGGGCUGCAAGGUAAGUUAGUUAACUACUAAUUAUGGUUUUAUUAAAUAAUGGAUUAUUUUGAUGUUAUACUUGAUAUUACUCUACAUUUCUACAACUUUCAGAUACACGGUCUGGGUCCGCCGACGCUCGCUUAUGGCCUCUAAAGGAUAUAUUGUUCAGUUUGUCAAGGAAUAA
Messenger RNA from Bursaphelenchus xylophilus (pine wood nematode), 1264 nucleotides. Lineage: Eukaryota; Metazoa; Nematoda; Chromadorea; Rhabditida; Aphelenchoididae. The record is from the annotation of a GenBank genome assembly.